UUGUAUCAUGUUUCUACCAGACUUUUACUGGCCCUUAAUGGGUUUUCUUAUUUUGGCCGGUUUUGGGUCUGCCUGCGAAUACUCACCAGGCAUAUGUGGGGCCUGGGCAGAUGGGGAUAUACGGAUAGGAGUGCUCAGUUCCUGCCAUUCUAAAGUGCAGACACUACAUGUGCGAGAACGUCCCGAAAAAUACAACUGCACACAAUUAAAUCUCAUUUCGCUUGUAAGGACUCUAGCUGUCGUGCAUACUAUUGAAACGAUCAAUAACUCCAGCUUCCUCCCCGGUGUGCGACUGGGCUACUACAUCUGUGACACUUGCUCUGAUGCAUCAAAGGCCAUUCAGAGCACCGAGCAGCUUCUCGCUGUGAAUGGCACACUGCCUGUCCAAUGUGAGUUGCUUGAAAGGCCUAAUGUAAAAGCAAUCAUUGGAGCACGUUUCUCAGAAGACUCUCUGGCAGUGGCUCGGCUUCUGAGUCUAUACAUGGUCCCACAGAUAAGCACAACAUCAUCUGCACAAACACUUGGUGAUAGGGUGCGAUACCCAGCAUUCCUGCGCACAAUACCCAGUGAUGUUCACCAAACCAAAGCUCUGGUUAAUUUCAUGAAAUACUUUCACUGGGACUGGGUUGGCGUAGUCUAUGGGGAUGAUGACUAUGGGAAAAAUGCCUUACAAAGUUUCUUAGCUGAUUCAGAAGUUGCAGAUAUCUGUCAUGCUUUCAAAGAAGUGUUGCCUCAUUACCUAGCACACAAUGAAAUCGACAAAAGGAUCCAAGAGGUGGCAGAAACAAUCCGCUUAUCCGAAGCUAAAGUUGUGGUCCUUAUCUUAAAGGAAGAGCUGGUCUCUAAACUGUUUAAGGAGAUGAUUCGGCAGAACAUCUCGCGUACUUGGAUCGCAAGUGAUGCUUGGUCAAUGUCACGAAAUAUAUCUCAAAUGGAGGGAAUCAACCAAGUAGGUGACAUUUUUGGGUUCACUUUCAUCACUGGUCCCAAUCCCGGUUUUAAGGAGUUUUUGCAGCAGUUGACUCUUUCUCCGGGCUCUGUAAACCUCUUUCUUGAAGAGUAUAAGCAGUUAGGGAAAGAUGCUGGUUUUCUAACAGAAGCUGUUGACAUCAGCAUGACCUACGGCGAAAGAUUAGCUGUAUGGUCCAUUGCUCAUGCUUUGAAACAUCUUCUAAACUGCAAUGAAACUGAUUGCCCUGGAGAACGGGAUUUUCCACCAUGGAAGCUCCUCAAGGAACUGAAAAAAAUAAAUUUUACUAUGGAAAAUCAAACGUUCUAUUUUAAUGCAUCUGGAAAUUUCAUAAACGGAUACGAUCUAAUAAACUGGCAACCACAAGAGGCAAGUGACUUACCGAAUUGUCUUCCUUGUGAAAAUGAUACCUGGUCUUUGAAAGGAUGGAAUUCCUGUAAGCCAAAGGAAGAGGACUACUGGAAAUGGGAUGGGUCCCAUGCUAUAGUUCUACUUACAUUUACUGCAAUAGGUUAUCUGUUGUUGUUGUUCACCCUUAUCAUCUUAUUGGUCUUUUAUGGAAAACCAGUCAUGAAACAGGCAGGGGGAACCCUAUGUUUUGUAAUGAUGGUAGGGUUAGCACUCAGCUAUACUAGUGUCAUAUUGUUCAUUGGCAAACCCAAUGUUCACAUUUGCAGGGGUCGACAGAUCUUGUAUGCCUUAGGGUUCUCUCUCACAGUUUCAUGUAUUUUGGUUAAAGCUCUACGCACCUUUGUAUCCUUUCUUCCGCCAUAUCGCCAGGAGCAAGCUAAAAGGUUUUACAAGCCCCCUGUCAUCAUAACCUGUGGUACUCUCAUUCAAGUCCUCAUCUGCAUCUUGUGGUUGAUAUUUGAUUCUCCAGCUGUAGAGGCAUUUCAAUCUGACCAAAGCAUGAUAAUUACCGUACAGUGCAAUGAAGGUUCUGGAAUUGGAUUUGGCAUCAUGCUUUGCUAUAUUGCACUGCUAGCAUUUGUCUGCUUUUUGAUGGCCUUCAAAGGGAGAAAGGCACCUCAGGCUUUCAAUGUGACUGGACACAUCAUCCUAAGCAUGCUAAUUUAUCUUUUUGUGUGGGUCUGUUUCACCCCUGUAUACAUUGCUAAGGUCAAUGAGCGCUAUUCAAUUCAAGCAGCUGCCAUCUUGGUGUCAUGUUAUGGAGUUAUUUUAUGUCACUUUGCACCUAAAUGGUACAUGGCUCUCUGUAAGAAGAAAGAACAGCUUACUCGAGAGGCAUAUAUUGCAAGAGCCAAUAAUCACAUCGACUCAGUUGACGUGAUCCCAGAGAUAACACUGGAACCUGAUUAA
Sinocyclocheilus grahami is the source of this 2290-nucleotide messenger RNA. Its product is annotated as G-protein coupled receptor family C group 6 member A-like. Gene Ontology annotation, biological process: G protein-coupled receptor signaling pathway. The record is from RefSeq and is a predicted model, not a curated record. The coding region runs from base 8 to 2290 and encodes 760 amino acids. NCBI's taxonomy places the organism in Eukaryota, Metazoa, Chordata, Actinopteri, Cypriniformes, Cyprinidae. The transcript has 6 exons. Gene Ontology annotation, cellular component: plasma membrane. Gene Ontology annotation, molecular function: G protein-coupled receptor activity.